Molecule: messenger RNA, 2276 nt
Organism: Mercenaria mercenaria
Lineage: Eukaryota; Metazoa; Mollusca; Bivalvia; Venerida; Veneridae
Product: putative leucine-rich repeat-containing protein DDB_G0290503
Exons: 2
Coding region: 141-2267 (708 amino acids)
Source: RefSeq, a predicted model, not a curated record
CGAGUUUUUCAGGUGAAGAAUUUAUACAGGUAUUAAAAAAAAAAAAUAAAGUUAAACAUUGAAAAAUAAACGUAUAAUUCUUUUUUAAGUAGUUUUUUCAUUGGAAGUCAGUUUAACACAUUUAGGAAUAAGAUUUCAUCAUGAAGGAUGAAGAAUUCCGCAUUUACUGUGUGCAGAAAGGAAUUGAAACUAUCACAGAAGAUCUUCAAGAUGUGUUCACUUUUUUGUGGAAUGAAAAGUUUCCUGGGACACCUUUCACUUCCACAGACCUCAAGCAAAAGAUUUCAAGCCCGCUUCUCAAGAAGAUGCCCAAACAACAUGAACAUAACAACAACAUAAAAGAAUGGGACAUCAUUAUGUUAGCAUAUGUAAUGGUGGAUGCUGAUGUUCUAGAGCUAAGAAGCAAAGAUUUCAGCUUUGCUGUAGCUAUUUCUGGUAUAAAACAACACAGAAAUGAUAUUUAUCACAGAGUCCAUUUUGCUUGUGACAAAAAAGAGUUCGAGAUUUAUUUUGGGUCUCUUGAAAAGUUAGCAAAAUUUUUAGAUUCAGACAAGUACAAGAAAUCUUCACAAAAUAAGAAAAUUGUUAAAGAAAUAGAGAAAUUCCAUCACCUUAAGCUAACAUUUGGCGAGGAAAAAAAGACGAAAAAAGAAUACAAACAAAUGGAAUUUGAUAUAAAACUAUACCAAAUCAGAGAACAAUAUACAGAAGAGAAAAGCAAACUUGAAUAUCAGCUAUUUGAUCUACAUGAAAAGCUUGGUAAACAAAUGGCAGAAAAGAGUGAGAUUCAGAGAGAGCUACAGAAAAUUUCCAGGGAAACACAAAAACUAAAGGAUGAGUCGAAAGAAAACAUAAGUCUACAGAAAAAAAUCGAUUUCAAUCAAAAGAAGACGAAAAAUCUGCAGCAAAAACUACAUCAGAAAAGGACAGAAAUAUUUAGAGAAAAUGUAAAAAAACGAGCCCUAAUUCGAAGGUUAAAGACAAGAAAUGAUGAAAAUCAGGUACUGAGGCAACAACAAAUUAUGUUGAUAGAAAAUUACACAAGUCUUAUGGAACUUACAGAUGUGAAAACUAAGGAAAACAAAGAACUCCAUGUGCAAAUACAGUCAAAGACGGAAGAAGCCAUCGCUCUUCAGACAGAAAAAAAGCAGCAUCUUAGGGAAAUCAAAGAAAUGACUAUAGAAGGAAAACAUGCAAAGAAACAACUUCAAGAAAAGGAUAUGUACGAAAUGGUGAUAUCAUUUGCUUUUCUACUAUUUUUAGUACUGAUAUGGGUCAACAAGAGCUAUAGUACUCUUACAAGUACUGUGAAAACUGAAAUUCAAAACAGGACAAUACAAGAACUAACAAAAACAAUCCAUGAACAAGAGAAGAAAUUAAAGGACCAGUAUACAAGAAUUUACCAACUUGAAAACAAAGUGUCUAAAACAAUGAAAGAGAAAUCAGAACAGAAUAUGACAGUUAUAGAACUAACAGACAAAAUCAAUGAACAAACAAGGGAACUGGAGGACCAAAACAAAAGAUUAAAUCAUAUAAUACAGGAACAGUCUUUGCAAAUUGAAAACCAGAACAGGACAAUACAGGAACACAGUGAAACGAUCCAUGAACAAGAGAAGAAAUUAGAGGUUCAGUAUAAAAGAAAUGACCAACUGGAAGAAGAAAUGUCUGAAACAAUGGAAGAGAAAUCUGAACAGAACAAGACAAUUAAAGAACUAAAAAACAAAAUCAGUGCACAAGCCAGGGACUUAGAGGACCAAAGCAAAAGAAAAAAUGCAGUCAUACAGGAACAAUCUUUGCAAAUUGAAAACCAGAAGAAGACAAUACAGGAACAAAGUGAAACAAUCAAUGAACAAGAGAAGAAAUUAAAGGACUUGGGUACAAACAUUGACCAACUGAAUGGAGAACUGUCUGAAAUAAAGAAAGAGAAAUCUGAACAGAACAAGACAAUUAAAGAACUAAGAAACAAAAUCAGUGCACAAGCCAGGGACUUAGAGGACCAAAGCAAAAGAAAAAAUGCAGUCAUACAGGAACAAUCUUUGCAAAUUGAAAACCAGAAGAAGACAAUACAGGAACAAAGUGAAACAAUCAAUGAACAAGAGAAGAAAUUAAAGGACUUGGGUACAAAAAUUGACCAACUGAAUGGAGAACUGUCUGAAAUAAAGAAAGAGAAAUCUGAACAGAACAAGACACCUUUACUCCAUAGAUACGCUUUUUACCACCUCUGUCCAUUCCCUAAUAGAUACUCUUUUUGGCGCCUUCAAGUUUAAAAGCGAAUU